AUGGCGCGAGGACCGAUGAAGCAUGUACGGGUCCCCCGUAGGCGCAAAGAUGCGGCCGAACUGGCAGUAUGCGGCACGUGGGGGGAGGAGAAGAGGGAACAGGCGGCACAGGAGAUGCGCAGGGAGAUGCACGCGGAUGACGCCAGAUGCAAAAGGUUGUGGCGACGUGAAACGGGACACAGGCACAACAUGAUUGCGGAGGUCAAGAAGGAAAGUGGGAUGAAUCACAAAGCCCUCGUCGCGCGCGAGCUGUGCGUGCCGGUGGCAGUGGAUACGGGCCAGAAAGGCGGCCAGGGAUUCCUUGCCUCAAGGCUGCUUUGUGAAAGGGUGUCGAGAUACUGGAAUCAAGUCAAGUUUUCGUCGGAGAGCGGAAUGCGUGGUUUCUGCGAGCCGGCUGAAGUGUCAUCUACAGUGGGGAGUCCAUUGCUCACACUUGACGUAUUCACCCUUCUCGAGCUUCUGGAAAGCAUAGGCGGAUGGUCGCUGGUAAAGAAUUUUACGAAGAAGGCUCUGGAUCAUUCAGAUAUUGGUCAUUGGAGCCAUAAGAGCAGAUCAAACGGGUUUACGGCCUCGCGGCCGUACACGAGUCCAGCGCGAGAAGCAGCGCCCGAUGCUUCGACAACGGGGGGAAACAACGAGAGAGAAUCGGUAGAGUUCCGGGAAGCAAAAGGGAACACGCACCAUUAUUCUCCGAGUGUUGAGAAAACGCGGGCCGUCGUGGAGGGCAUACGCGAAUUAGAUCGCUCGUUGACUAUGAACGGGGCGAGCAUGAACAACCACCUACGCUCCGGUGAUGGUCGUCUCAGAACGUCCGUUAUGGACGAUAGGGAACCACUGUUGUACUCAACGCAAACGUUGUACUUUACAAUCAAGGAUGCUCCCAGACGACAUAACGACAGAACACACCAUCAAAAGCUAGGAUGUGUUGGAUAUAAGACAUGGCUGGGCACCACUCGGAGAUGCCCCCAGCACCUCGCUCUUGCCCCAUUCGCGACACGCCACUCACCCCUCGAGAUGCCAUACCCUCAGGCCGACUCCUUCGUUUCAUAUGCUCUCGACAAUUCUCUUGACACAUCUGGAAUGAUGCUUCCAUUUGGAGGAUCCAUGCGCCUAGACUCAUGUUUACCUUCGCAAGUCGAACAGUCGGUCGGUAGCUCUGCUAAUCCACGGACACCAUGGACAAGCGAGAACUCGUACCUUGAUAUCAUGAGGUCCUCCGAAUACAUGUUUACACAUUGGUACUCAGACCUCGACCCUGCCGCUCAUUAUGAUGGGUACGAUGGGAUGGUCUUUACGUCGGAACACGCGUCGGAAUACGCGAUUUCUGCAGCAAAAUGCCUGCUUACUACACCUAUCGACCCGAUUCUCAUAGCACACCCGAGAACGUAUGAAAUAGCGUCGGCGCUGGACUACCCCGCUCACGCUCCUAGCUCUCCUAAGACGCUCUCGACUGUCUCGACGUGUUCCGACUCCACUCUGUCUGUGUACACGCCUUCACCGUCCCCGUACUCGACCACGUCCUCGUUGGGCAGCGACAACGGCUCGUGCGACCACGAAGUUACGUGCUCUCCGUUUCCAAGAAAUCCAUCGUCUGCUAGCAGCUCUCGCAAGGACCGCAGUGUCCCUCAUUGUCCGUCGUCAUCCAGUUCAAUCCUCGUGUCUUUGUCAUCGACUUCUCAAACGCGCAGACCCAAGGCGCGGCGCUCUCCCAUUCGCGUCCGCAGACGCAACGUUCAAGUCGGCACGAUCGUACCAGAGCCACGGGCUACGCGUGUUCCUAAAUUGGUCCAGUGCACCGUGGAGGGGUGCGGCAAGGUGCUAACGAAGGGCGCGAUGCGGCGGCACAAGGAGACCCACAAAGAGCAGGACAAAUGGAGGUGCUGUGGAAUCCCGAUUGAGAUGGCGUUCGGGUUGGCGAAUGCGGAUACGAGCUCAGUUCAACGGAUGGUUGGUGGUUGCUGGGAGGUUUUCAGUCGGAAGGACGCGUUGGAGCGCCAUCUGAAGAACCCUAACAACCCUUGUAUUGGUGAUGUGGAACGCGCGGAGUUGCUGGGACGCAAUGGCAUUUCAAUGUACAAGUCUAGGUUUGGUCGACAAUGUGAAGCUUCCACUCUAAGCAUUCCCUUCCUGGUAGUAGGAUGCGGACAACGCUUGCGCGCAAAAACGUGUAGCCGAUCGAGUGGGGAGACGGCCAGCCACACAUGCCACGAACUCCUCAUACUCGACCACCACACUGCAGAGCACAUCCCCCAGGCUCUACCAAACAUCCACCUCCCACAAAUCGUAACAACGUAUCAGUACAUCGUCACGAUGACUACUAAACUCGCGCAAUCCGCAUCUGUGGCGUCCAUCGCCCUGAAUUUGCCGGGAUCGCCACGAGAAGCAGCCACAGAACACAUAGCGGGCCUGAACCUGGAUGAGCAGCAUGCUCUUCAGGGCCUCAUGAUGAUGGCGGAGCGACUGCCAUCGAGUGGCGCAAAUACACGCACCCUAAGGCUUGCAGCACCACAAGCCGCUUCAGUAGUGGAUGCUUCAACCACUGCUAUCAAGGUUCCCAGCCGACCAGCUCGGCGCAAAGUCGUGGCCAGACAGGAGGGCACUCGGCGCAGCAAGCGGCUGCUCGAGAAGGCGAGCAUCGCUCCUGCCCUGUCGAAUGAGCGACAAGGAAAAGAUGGGUCGAAGCCUAGAAGCAAGGCCGAGACGGACCAGUGCGUGCUCCGUGCAUCGAAUGGGUCCGGGGAUGUCGAAGAAAAGCCCACGCCCUCCGGGGAGAAAUCUUCCUCGACCAAGAGGACGAAAAGAAAGCGAAAUGAGAACAACGGGUACGGCGCACAAAUAACAGCGGCGAAGAAGAAACGGACCGUCAGCAGGGGCCAUGCGCGCCCGCUGCUCGCUGUGGCCAUUCCGCAUGUCAUCCCCCAUUUCAAUGGUCGACUGGCCCGUCUUCUACCCACCUCAGUUACGCAUCGUCUUCAAUGCACGAGCGGCGGGCCCUUGCGAAAAGAAUUGUCCCAAGCGCGAAUGUGUGCGACCAUACAACACAGAGGCCGUGCAUCAAUUCGGAGAGAAAGGACGCCUUCGGUCCAAAGCGACCACCAGGAUGGGGACUACAAGAAUAGAAUAACGCACCUUGCCACGAUUUGCGGUCGUCGACAUUUUCUAUCAUCCAGCAAGUGGUUCUUUCUAGUACUGGCAUCUCACAAAGACCAGUACGCUCUCGGACAAGCAUGCGCCAACUAUGGAACGGCGCACGGCACGGACGCAAGAACAGCGGCGAGAGGCGGCGAGCAUACUGCCCUGCUGCACAAUGUCGGGGCACCAUCAGGAUAUAAGACAUGGCUGGGCACCACUCGGAGAUGCCCCCAGCACCUCGCUCUUGUCUUAUUUGCAACACGCCACUCGCCCCUCGAGAUGCCAUACAAUCCACCUUCUUCCUUCAACCCGACAUAUCCCCUCGACGAUCCCCUCGAUGUGUGGGGACUUUCUUCGACCUUCGAGCGGUCCUUGUGCCUGGACCCAUACGUAAACACACAGGCUGUCGCUAGUGUCUCCACUUUAAGGUCGGCAGAGCUAUUGGACUCAUACUUCUAUGCGGAGAGCCCACUAGGUACUCGCAAGGAGAGCAACUCCGUGUGGUAUCCAAACCUUAACUCCACUGCACCCUAUAAUGACUAUAAUGGGAUGCUCCUGAUGCCAGGAUACGAAGCCGGAAGCAUAACUACGAUUGAAUGCACACCGUACUCCUCUGAGAUCGACCCUAUUCUACUCGCUCAUCCGAGCACUUACGAGAUUGCUUCAGCAUUGAACGACCCCACUUACUCCAGGGACAUUGCUGCGUCGAUCUCGGCUCCAUCAUCGUCUCCGGUGUUUGCUCCAUUGCCAUGCACCCCUUCCUCCUCACCAGACUCAAUCACGCUCUCACCAGGCAGCACUGAUAGCGCCAGUGAAUCUGGAUCGUCACGUUCCCUGUCGCUGCCUAUACGCUCUGCCGUGCAGUCUCGCAAGCACCGGAGCCACCCCUACCGUCGCAGCGCUUCCACAUCGCCGCGCUCGGUGUCAGCGCGCGACUCUUCGUCACCAUCCCCUCGUACGGGUAGCUCCAAUACCCGUCGCUCCCCACGCCAUACCCGCAGACGCAAUGUGCAGGUCGACGGCAAGGUCCCUGAUCCCGAGGACAUGGAUGAACCUGGCAUGGUGAAAUGCAAGUCGUGCGAUCUGGUGCUCUUGAAGACCUCGAUGAAGCGGCAUAUAGAGACGCAUGGGCUUCCAGGAAAAUGGUCAUGCUGUGGGGUGCCGGUCGAGCUAGCGUCAGAGUACGGCAUCCCGGCGAGCGCAAAGCCGUAUGAGCACAAGGGUCGAUGGAUGGUAGGCGGGUGCGAGACGAGCUGCAGUCGGAAAGACGCACUGGUGCGUCACCUGAAUAGCGAGUCGAAGGAGUGUGUGGGUGAUGUGGAUGUGGCGGAUGCGCUAGGAUGGCUCGAGGAUGCGAGCCAGUAG
Postia placenta MAD-698-R-SB12 is the source of this 4497-nucleotide messenger RNA. RefSeq lists its product as hypothetical. The record is from RefSeq and is a predicted model, not a curated record. NCBI's taxonomy places the organism in Eukaryota, Fungi, Basidiomycota, Agaricomycetes, Polyporales, Adustoporiaceae. The coding region runs from base 1 to 4497 and encodes 1498 amino acids. The transcript has 20 exons.